Tachysurus vachellii is the source of this 3961-nucleotide messenger RNA. It is a transcript of the gene canx, whose product is annotated as calnexin. Lineage: Eukaryota; Metazoa; Chordata; Actinopteri; Siluriformes; Bagridae. The coding region runs from base 127 to 1956 and encodes 609 amino acids. Gene Ontology annotation, cellular component: endoplasmic reticulum; endoplasmic reticulum membrane. The transcript has 15 exons. Gene Ontology annotation, molecular function: calcium ion binding. Gene Ontology annotation, biological process: protein folding. The record is from RefSeq and is a predicted model, not a curated record.
GUGAAAUUUAGUAGCCAAUUGGAAAAGGCAGAGGGUGGGACUACUAUUUCAGCAUUCAUUCUCCACAGUCACACGUGAUCCUCUUUAGUUCCAGGAGGUUUGGGUCCGUCAGAGAGCGAAAGGACUAUGGAGCUGAAGGUGCGGUUGUGUGUGCUGCUGCUGGCACUGAGCGUGUGCGUGACGCUGCAGGUGCGGGCUCACGAGGAGGACGAAGACGAUGACGUGCACGUGGAAGACAACCUGGUAGAUGAAGAGCUGCUGGACGGAGAUGGAGACGUUGAAAUCGAGGAGGAGGAAGAGAAGCCGACGCCCACUCCAGCUGCUCCUACCGUGACGUACAAAGCUCCAGAACCAAAGGGCGAGCACUUCUUCGCUGAGUCAUUCGAUAAAGGAACACUGGACGGGUGGGUUUUAUCCAAGGCUAAGAAGGAAGGCAUUGAUGAAGAAAUCGCCAAGUAUGAUGGUCAGUGGGAGGUUGAAGAGAUGAAGGACUCCAAGCUGCCAGGUGAUAAAGGCCUUGUACUGAAGUCCAGAGCCAAACAUCACGCCAUCUCUGCUCUUCUACUGCGACCUUUCGUCUUCAACACCAAACCCCUCAUCGUCCAGUACGAGGUGAACUUCCAGAAUGGAAUCGACUGUGGAGGUGCCUACGUCAAACUGCUCUCCCAGAGCGAAGACCUUAACCUGGACGAGUUUGUGGAUAAGACCCCGUACACCAUCAUGUUCGGACCGGAUAAGUGUGGCGAGGACUACAAACUUCACUUCAUCUUCCGCCACAAGAACCCCAAGACGGGCGAGUACGAGGAAAAACACGCCAAAAAGCCCGAUUCAGAUCUUCGCACAUACUACACGGACAAGAAAACCCACCUGUACACACUGGUGUUAAACCCAGACAACAGCUUCGAGAUACUGAUUGACCAGACGGUGGUGAACAGCGGCAGCCUGCUGAAUGAUAUGACCCCUGCUGUAAACCCUGCCGCUGAGAUCGAAGAUCCCGACGACCACAAGCCCGAGGACUGGGACGAGAGGCCGAAGAUCCAGGACCCAGAUGCUGUCAAGCCCGAAGACUGGGAUGAGGAUGCGCCAGCUAAGAUCAGUGAUGAAAAUGCAGUGAAGCCUGACGGCUGGCUGGACGAUGAGCCUGAAUACAUUGGUGACCCUAAUGCCAUCAAACCAGAAGACUGGGAUGAGGAUAUGGAUGGUGAGUGGGAGGCUCCCCAGGUCCCUAACCCUGCCUGUGAGUCUGCCCCAGGCUGUGGAAAAUGGGAGAGGCCUCUGAUUGACAACCCCAACUACAAGGGCAAGUGGAAGCCACCAAUGAUCGACAACCCCAACUAUCAGGGAGUUUGGAAGCCCAGGAAGAUCCCCAACCCGGACUACUUUGAGGAUCUGCAUCCAUUCCGCAUGACACCUGUCAGUGCUGUGGGUCUGGAGCUCUGGUCCAUGUCAUCAGACAUCUUUUUUGACAACUUCUUCAUCACAUCGGACCACAACGUUGCCGAAAAGUGGGCAGAAGAAGGCUGGCGCCUGAAGAAAGCCGCAGAGGGAGCAGCUGAGCCCGGUCUUGUUAAUCAGAUGAUGUCUGCAGCAGAAGAGAGACCCUGGCUCUGGGUGGUGUACGUCCUGACUGUGGCUCUCCCCAUCGUCCUGAUCUUCGUCUUCUGCUGCACUGGCAAGAAGAAGCCUGCGACCUCUGCUGCUGAGUACAAGAAGACUGAUGAGCCUCAGCCUGAUGUGAAGGAGGAGGAGGAGGAGGAGGAGGAAGAAGAGGAUCAGGAAGAAGAGUCCAGGAAGGAAGAGCCAGAGAAGAAAGCUGAUGCAGAGGAAAGCCUUGCAGAAGCAGCUGCAGCAGAGGAAGAGGAAGCAGAGAAACAGGAAAACAAAUCAAAUGAGAAACAAGAGGAUGAUGUUCUGAGAAGGUCCCCGAGAAGCAAACUGAGGGCUAGAAAGGACUGAUGGACUUUUGCUAUACCUGCUCAACCGCAGCUCAACCCUCUUCUGUGUUUCUCUUCCCCUGACUCCCUCCCUCCAUCCAUCUAUCCCUCCCUCCCCUGCUCUCCCCUUUUACCCUUGAUCUGUCCUCUGGUCUUCUGCUUCGUCCUCACCCAAGUGACUACAAAGAGAAAGAAGCAAAAUGGUCCGACAAAAAGACUGGUGUGAGGAGGAGGAGGAGGAUGAUGAUGAUGAUGAUGAUGAUGACCAUGAAUAGAGUAGAAAACUUUUUUUUUUGUUUGUUUUACUAAAAAGAAAUGGAAGUAAAAUGGUUCCUUAAAUAUGCUGAUGCUAAUGUAAAUCCCCCUUUGUCUUUAUCCAAGCUGUGUCUCUGUCUCUCUUUCACAAACACACACACACCUGUCGGCAUCUUGCUACUCGUCUUGCUAGCGUAAUUCAGCGAAAGCGUUAGAUCGUGGCAACACUACAGCACCAUGCUUCAGGCUCAGAUUUUAAGCAGACAAGCUCAUAAAUCAGAAUGUGAAUCAGGAGAAAUCAGACUUUCGCUUCGAUUUCCCUCUGGUAAAGUAGAUGAGAAGGAAGGAAGGUUGAUGGGAUGCAAUCACCGUCAGUUCUGUACUAGGCUCCAUCUACUUGGUUUUAAGAAAUGAUUCCUUGAAGCCCACAUGCCUCCUUUACACUCAUUCCACAAAGAUUGUGUUUUAUUUUUGAACAUUUCUUGUCAUGAUCCAGAGAACCCCUUGUACUUGCACUGUGGGGUGUCUACAGAGAACACCUGCUAGGCUUUAGAUUUUAGCACACUGCCUUAUUUGUAGAACGCAGUUAGCUCCUUUAUUUUUGUGAAUGUACUGUAUGUUGUUUUGUUUUCCAUUCUACUUGUUUGUUUCUAAUAUCUUUUGUUUGCAACAGAUUUUUUUUUUGUACUAAAUCAUGAGUUUUCAUACUUUUUUUUUUUUUUUUAGUUUGAUGGUGUAAAGCAGUGACUAUUUUUUGGACAAACACAACGUAACAGGGCUGAUGUUUGAGAUGAAUAAGAGAGGCUGAAAGCUGAGAAUAAUUUUCAUGCUAUUGACCAGGUUAUGAAAUAUUUAGUGAGUAAGGCUCAUGGCCAGGCCCUCGGUGAAUCAUGACUGUAUCUGUGCCACCUCUUUCAUUUUUCCAUUGGUGCCCUAAGUCAGCCAUCGAACCGUUUCUGACAAGUGACUCAACUCUUCUCACUUCCUGUGACAUCAAUUUUGCAGCAGUAGCAGCAAAGAAAAGCAAAUGCUUUUUUUUUUUCUUUCUUCUUCUGUAUCGUUGCUAAAUGGCGUUUUUAUUCUGUAGAGGAGAAAAGUGGAUUUUUGAUGCAGUUUUGAAUUUUUCUUUUUUAAUUUGCUGCCAUUUUAUUGCAAAAAAUUUACAAAUGUUUAUCCCCCAAAGACAUGAAAAUGGCACUAAUAUGGCACUACUUCAGCGCUGCCUAAAGACUCCAUGAAAUUUAGAUUUUUACCGAAGUUGCUGACCUCCAACAUCCUCUUGCCAUCUAAAGCAGUUGAGGAUGUUGCUGCAAUUGAUGUUCUGUCCCAAGCUUACAAAAAGCUGGCACUUUCUAAAGUAACGGAGUCUACCAUUUAAAUUCACAGUCGCUAAUAUCAUGCCUCACUGCUGCGCUCUCUCUCUCCCUCCCUAUCUCUCUCUCUCUCAACAUCCUCUCUGGCUUUUAGUUCCUGCAUCUUGUUUUGUCUAGUAGUUUUUCUUUACUUUUCUUCUUUUCAUUAUUUUUUUUUUUUUUUGUUACCAUUUUAUGUACAUUACAUCGGCCUAACCUGGAUAAAUGUGCUUAUGUGAAGAAUGAUGGUAAGAUUAUCCCUAGUAGCAUAGUGAGAUUAUGAACUUUUGUGAUUGACUAUGUAUAUUUGAGAGAACGCUCUGGAUGUCUGGCUGGGGGGGAGGGAUCAAAAUCCAUCAUGUUACUUAUAAAACUAAAAUAAAUGGAUACUAUGAAAGAUGUAUGUCUUUUCAAUCAUGA